Messenger RNA from Vespula vulgaris, 1109 nucleotides. RefSeq names its product carbohydrate sulfotransferase 11-like. The record is from RefSeq and is a predicted model, not a curated record. Gene Ontology annotation, cellular component: membrane. Gene Ontology annotation, biological process: carbohydrate biosynthetic process. The coding region runs from base 391 to 1044 and encodes 217 amino acids. The transcript is spliced from 2 exons. NCBI's taxonomy places the organism in Eukaryota, Metazoa, Arthropoda, Insecta, Hymenoptera, Vespidae. Gene Ontology annotation, molecular function: sulfotransferase activity.
AAAUAAUGAAGUAGAAGCAUAUAGCAUUGCGAAAGAUAUACAGCAAUAUACAGAACAAUAUGAUCCAAAGCUUGAAAAUAUUGUUAGUAAUUUAGAUAUAGUUUUAUCAUCUACAGAAGUGACUAAUAAAAGGAUAGAAUUAAAUAGAAGAAGACAAAGAAUAAAGAGUAUGUGUAAAAAUUAUACUGAUAAAGAGUUACAGCUAAAUAAAAAUUUUCCUAAUAUAAUUAUUGAUACGUAAGUAUUAAGACUAUAAUCAAUACAUGACAUAUAAGUAAUAUAUUUUGAUGUUUCGUAUGAAUAAACUUAUUAUUUAAUAUUUUACAUACGAUCACUAGAAAACAUGGUAUAUCAUGGUGUCCUAUAUAUAAGGUGGGUAGUUCAACCUGGAUGAAGAAUUUUGCAAUACUUGCAGGUAUCUUAACAGAUACAACCAUGAAUUUAAUUCAUCAAAAUGCAAUUCAAAUGAAUACUAUUGUUAAACAAGCAUUUCCUUCCGAUUUAAAUCUAAAUAAAACACUUAAGAAAUUACGUGCUACUAAAAAAUUUUUAAUUGUACGACAUCCUUUCGAGCGUCUCUUGUCUGCAUAUAGAGAUAAGUUGGAGCAUAUAAAUGGAAGGGAAUAUUAUUAUAAACGAUUUGGACGGCACAUUACACAUAAAUAUCGGAAACACAAAAAUUCAACUAGAAUCAAACUGGAACCAACAUUUGAAGAAUUCUUAGAAUUUAUUGUAAAUGAAAAGUAUUUUGAUGAACAUUGGGCUCCAUAUUAUGAUACUUGCAAACCAUGUAUGAUUCAUUAUGAUUAUAUUCUUAAAUUUGAAACUUUUCAAGAAGAUCAUCGCUUUUUCAUGCAAGAGACUGGAUUAAAAUACUAUUUAUACAAAAAGAGUGGCUUUAAAAAUAUAAAUCCAUAUGGUCGUACGACCAGCAAUUUGUUGAGAAAAUAUUUAGAAAAUAUACCAAAACUACUUCUUCAGAAAAUAUAUAAAAUUUAUGAAAAAGAUUUUAAAUUAUUUUCUUAUUCUCUAGAUUUAUAUUAAAUUAUAUUAAGUAUAUAUAAGGAUUAAUAUUUUUUUUUAAAUAAAUUAUACUCAACAAACUUACU